This is a messenger RNA of Phoenix dactylifera (date palm), 1267 nucleotides long. RefSeq names its product exopolysaccharide production negative regulator. NCBI's taxonomy places the organism in Eukaryota, Viridiplantae, Streptophyta, Magnoliopsida, Arecales, Arecaceae. The record is from RefSeq and is a predicted model, not a curated record.
UCCCGGUCUUCUACCGACGGUGGAAUCGGAAACACGCGGCUGAUAAUAAAUUCCACACCCCCCCCCGGGUGUCGCCCGAAACCUCCAUUUUUACCCCCAUUUCUCCCCUUUGAAACCGUAAAUCGCCUUCGAUUUCUCAUUCUCUGUCACCGGAAACCGCUUCCGGCGAUCGGAGAUCGCAGGGGGAUCUGGCGGCCGCCAUGGAUUUCGAGUGAUUGUUCUCAUAGAUGGAUCCUCCAGCGGUCUCAGAGGGAGAAGGGGGAGAGGGAGGAGGUGGAGUACGAGGGGGGAAGAGAGGUUUCCGGAUCCUGAUUCGAUGUUGUAUCAGUAUUUUCUUCUCCCUUAGCGCUUCUUUUUUGUUCGCCUUCGUGUUCGGCCUUGUGGCCUUGCUGAUCGAGAACUUCUCGGCUUCUUCUCCUGUCUCCGUCCGUUCGGCGUGCAAAAUUAUUUCCAGCAGUGUAGAUCUUAGGUCUUCCAAGGUAUGUGAACUUGGACUUUUGAAUUACAAGGCUGAGCAUGUAUUUUACCCUUCCGAGAAAAGAAGAUUUCGGUGUCACGAUGAUUACUACUGGGCUUCAGUUUUUGAGGUGGAGUACAAAGAAUAUUUUUCUGGUCAAAUAUUUCAUGCAGUGGCAGAGGCUCCAAAGCAGGCCCUGCCUCAUGACUGUAGGCCUAGUUUUAGCACAGCUUGGUUGACAAAAAUGAAGUACAAGGUCAAUGAAACAUACAGUUGCAGGUAUAUCCUCGGUAGCCAGAAAGCUGACCUUUAUUCCGAUGAUCUUUUCAAUUGCCAUUUGAAAGAGCCAUCAACUGCAGAGAUGAUCAGAAGGAUUUUUAUUCUCAGGUUCACCAGAUCGUGCUCCGAGAUAGGAAGCUCCGGACGCCAGAUGUUAUACACGGUGAUAGGAAUUGUGUCUGGUAUGUUAGUUUCCAUGUGUGUUGUCAUUGUAAUCAAAAGCGUUCAGGUCUUGGCCCUUGCCAUGGCGAAAAAGUGGGAUGCUAAUAAGCACCAAAUCAGGGUCUCUGCAUUUAGAUGUAGGAGGGCUUGUCUUUUUGUUGCUUAUUUCUUUGCCUUGGGAUGGCUAACCUUGCAGUAUGGCAAGAUGAUCGGCUUCAAACAGCUUUCUUUCAACUCCAUUAUUGGAGAGAGGUUAAUCUAAAAAAAGGUUAUUUAUAUGUAAUUUCUUCCUAUCAAACUACCAAAAUAUUUCUGUAUCCAUAAUGGUUCAAAAUAAUAGAAUUACGUCAAGUCAGCAUAACCGCACAA